CAAAAGUGUUGCAAUAAAUGUCUAGCUUGCAGAAGAACUGGCGAUAUUAUUUUCAUCAUUCAACACCUCGUCACCUAUCAACAAUUUCGAGGGCCGCACGGUACUGUUGUUGAUAUUGCUUCUCACCACACCAAACACGCAUUCUGCGCCGUUUGGCACGGUUUUCCAGCGGAUUGCGUAGCAGAGCAGGUGCGAGGUGAGCUCGUGACGUCACACAUGAAAAAUCGUACGAUGUGCGGAGCUUCUCGCUGAUUGGUCGACAGCGGAUGAUGUGAUGUUUCCCCAGUGUGUUAAACGUUCGGUCUAACGUAGGAGGUGAACGUACGCAGAUGCUCAUUCGAACGUAAGUGAUCGCUUCGUUCACGGUGACUAUUGGCCUUGAUUUGGUUAGUUUAAUGGUGCCCGUGGCGGAAAGUUAGUCCAUCGAGCAUAGGAGGAAAGCACAGUCAAGCCAAGCAACGAUGGAUCCGGACCAUUUCUUCCACUUUUACCCAGCGCCAGGAUUAAAGGAGGAAGAGCUAGAUAUGAAUGACAUAAGCGACAUCAGCGACAUAAGCGAUAUGUAUCAAAUGAACGAGGAAAAGUUGUUCAAUAUAAUGGGUGAAGACUUUAUUACCAACUAUAGCUGGGAUGAUUCGCUUGGUGGUACUCCGGCGUGCGUGGCAGGACAUUCGAACACAAACGCCAGCACCAGCAGCGCUGCGCGAGACAGUGAAGAAUAUAUCCUCCCAGAUCAGCUGCCCACGGAAGCGAUGCUUUACCGGACGUCGGUGGCACUCGCUAAUGAACCGCCGACGCUAACGUUGGUCACCACCGCACCCGAGCAGGCGAUCGUUGUGAAAGAGCAAAAGGAAAUGAAGAUCAAGCCAAACACGUGCUACGUUCAACAUCCAUUGCAAUCGCCAUCGCAGCAGCAACAGCAGCAACAGCAGCAACAACAGCAAAUGCUGCCGGCCACAACCACGAUUCAAAUUGCGUCGCAUCAAAUAGCGCCAGUGCCGGAGCCGCAGCAUCACCCGCACAUUCAUCUACCAUCGCUGCGGAACGGACAACACGUCACCGCCGGUAAUGUAAUUUUGUCACAAAAUCGCACCAACUUGGCACCCGUUUCGGCGACUAAUGCGCAAACGAUUCUCGUGCAUAAUGCACCGUCCCGCGCCACAGUUGCCCAGCCGUACACGAAGAAGAUAGCUCCCGCCACGGCGCAAACUAUUCUUCCCAAUAUGACGAACGUGCGGGUGCAGAAUCUCGUCGCUAGCGGGCAACCGCUCGGGACAGCGGCCACCACGGCAACCGCUGUGCCGAUGAUGCAGCAAUUGUUCACCCUGCAAACAGCCGACAAGCAGCCGGUUUUUCUGCAAACCAACACACCCGUCAUCUAUACGAACGCAAACGUUCAUUCGUUGGCCCAAACGACCAGCGCCACCGGGGGUGACAACGUGGCGACGGUGAAGGCGAACGCCUCCAACUUGCACACGCUCGUCAACACACUGAGCGGUCCGAUUCUAGCGGCAGGAAUCCCGGUCGUGCUCGACGCACCUCCCUCCGACAGCAACGCGAAGGUGCAGCUGAGUCGCCUGCAGCCGGCGGUGCCAAAGGUGAAGGAGGUGAAACGGUCGGCGCACAAUGCGAUCGAACGGCGCUACCGUACCUCGAUCAACAGCUGCAUCGUGGAGCUGAAGGACAUGGUCGUUGGGGUGGACGCAAAGCUGAACAAGUCGGCUAUUUUGCGCAAGGCCAUCGACCACAUCCGCUAUCUGACGAAACAGAACCACGCACUGAAGCAGGAGAACAUGACGUACAAGAUGAAGCUGACGGAUCCGAAGCAGUCGCUGAAGGAUCUUCUUGUCAGUCAAAGGAGCAGCAGUGCGGUUGACGAAAUGAUGACUGGGCCGAUCACGCCCCCGGUCAGCGACGAGUCGUCCGACCCUUCGUCGUCACCUGCGCAUUCCGUAACCUCCAUGCCUCCGUCGCCGUACGAGCUGAUGGAUGACGAGAUGGUGUCCAGCAUCAGCGGAAUGUCGUCCAACUCGCGGCUCACGCUGUGCAUGUUCAUGCUGGCCGUGUGCAUCGUCAACCCGUUCGCUAAUCUACUGGCGCCGACCGACCCGAAUGAGCCGCUCGAGGAGAUUGGCACGACGCGCCGCAUACUGGCGUUCGAGGAGUCGUUCUCGUGGUCGCGACUCUCCUCCUCGCUACUGCUGCUGCUGGUCAACUGUCUGCUGCUUGGCGGCUGCCUGGUGCGCAUGCUCGUCUACGGCGAUCCGGUACUGCUGCCGCGGUCGAGCGCCUCGAGCGAGUACUGGAAGCACAAGCGCCAAUCGGACUUGGAGUUUAAGCGCGGCAACUCGCACGGCGCGUACAUCGAAGCGAAACGAUGUCUCCACGCGUUCGGCUUGUCGCUGCCCGCCACCCGCCUCGAAUGUCUGUCCAUGACGGGCUGGCAGUUUGUGCGUAUGUUCUUCCAUCGGCUGUACGUGGGCCGCUGGCUUUCGCGCCGCACCGGUGGACUGUUCAAGCCGGAGGGGCAGCGGCUACAUGCCCUUCACUCGGUCCGGGAGCUUGCCUUGCUGUAUCACCGGCUGAACCAGCUGCACCUCGUCACCGAUCAGCCGGACGCGAACGGGCUCAUGAUGAGCCUGUGCGCGGUGAAUAUGGCGGAAGCGGCUGCCUCGGUUCUGCCACCGGACGACACGAUCGAGAUCUAUCUGCUGGCGGCGCUGCGCGUGAAGCGCAGCUAUCCGGGUCUGAUGCAGUACUUCUGUCGCUAUUAUCUGUCGAAAGCACAGCGGCUUGCCGGCGACCGGGGAAGCGCCAAGUUCCGGUGGCUGUUCACUGCGUACGGCUUUCAGUUUCUCACCGGCCAGCAGUUUCGCUACGAGGACCGACCGGACGAGUCGAGCGCCCUGUUCACUCGUCUGUGCAACAAAGCCGAUCCGCUCGAGUACGUGAUGCGGGAAUAUCGAUUGCACCUGCUGCAAAAGGCACUGCAGGGACUCGUAGGAUCCGAUCCGACGGGUACAUCGUGGCAACCCGCGCGUCACGCACCGCACGGUGGUUCCGAGAUGAAAGACGGCUCUGAUGGUAAGGAGAAGGAGCUCCUGCUGAAACCGGGCGGCCUCGGGGGCGAUCUCGUGAGCCCCGUCGACAGCGUGUCUCCUUCCUCUUUGAACGGCAACCACAACAGCGAGAUUCUGCACCUGACACAGUUGCUCAAGGACACGCUCCGGCUCGAGAAGCCCGUCGCCUUCACGGCUUGUCUCGUCCACGGCAACGAGUGCCACGAUCAGGUGGUGCUCUGGUGGUCGAACAUGCUCAGCAUCGCCGCCUACUGGCUGCUCGGCGAGGACGAAUUGGCCGAGCCGCUGUACGGGCAGGUGGAACGGUUUCCCGCCGAACUGCAGCAUUGCGAGGAUCCGCUGGCGCAUGCCUUAUUGAUCGCGUUCCACACCAAGCGUAAUUUGAUCACCAAAGCUGACGAUUUGUCGGCCAUUUUCCUCGAUUGCAAUGAAAGCAGCCGCUACCUGGAGGACAGCUUGACUGGUAACUUAUGCAAGACGCCGAGCCGUUUAAAACUGUUGGCGCAGCUGCUCGUCUGCGAUUGGCUGCUCGAGUGCCGGACAACUCUAUGGGAAAUGGAGACGGACACGCGCUACAAUCAGGACUACCAGGCUGUUUCUGGUGCGGUGCUGUCCGCGUUCCAAAUGGAUCUGAAUCUGCUGCGCGUGGUAAUGAGCAAAUUCCCGAACGCUCAAUCGCGCGUAUUCCUUUACGAGGCCAUCUGCCGGCUUAUGGCUGGGGCAGCUCCAGGGCCAACGCAGCAGCUGCUUGAUCGCAGCCUUCGUCAGCGCAACUGCCGCUCGUCGAUGAUAUGCGGCAAGGACCGCCCAGCCCACAUGGAAGGGGGCCGCGAAAGGGCGGCCGCACUGUACGUGGCCUGCAAGCACCUACCGUCGCCCUGCUUGUCUUCACCCGGUGAGCGGGCCGGGAUGCUGGAGGAAGCAGCCAAAACACUGGAAAAGAUCGGCGACAAGAAGCGCCUCCAGCAGUGCUACCAGCUAAUGAAGUCGCUCGGCAGCGGAUCCGUACCAAACUAACAUAUUUCGCUUCAUCCAUGGCAUCACCAUUGUUCAUAGCCGGACACAGCCAUCCUGGUCGAUCGGUUUUUGGUUUCCACAAACACACACACACAUGAUUCUCCAACAAAUUAGGAGGAGCUUUUCAACAUAUCUUCAGGAAGGCUUAGCUUUUUAAUACAACGGAGGACUUGGGCUGCCUUGGUUCUCGUACCCUCAGACAGGGUACGCUGUGGGCAAACAAAAACCGGGAAACAGUCAUGUCGUGAGCAUUGCGCGCCACAAACUCGACCUAUACCGUUCCGUAUUGGCCUGAUUUGGAAUCUUGUGACUUCUGGCUGUCCGGUAAAUUCGGCUCAAAGUCGAUAAGGGGGUAAUAAGAGCCGAAACGUACAGUGUGCUGAAGGCUAUUUCAAAACCUAAGUUCUCCGAAACGUUUCGAAAAUUGGAACACAUGUUAACACAUGGUGUAUUGUACAGAGUAGCGAUUGCUUUAACGGUGGUGUCAGAUUUAGAAUAAUAAAGAUUAUUUAAGUUAUGUUUUUUUCCCGGUAGUUUUUUGGCCACAGUAGUACCAUUCUUUUCGGAUAGAAAUGUAAUUCAUACGCUGAAGACGCCAACAGCGCCCUGUAGUGCUGUGAAGCAAACUCGGAAGUGAACCUGGCAAUAAUGAGUAUAGAAAGUGUUUCGCUUGAUAACUAGCACAUUAGUAUUGAUCCGAUAACGUGUUGAUUGUAGAUUCUCUAGCUGUAUUCGUUCAAUUAGUUUAGUUACGUAUUGGCAUCACUUGCGGAUGUUUUUGCUGCUUUGCGAGCAGAGAAAUAAAUGGUCGGCUAAACGUGUCACCGACGUUCGGCUCUCUGGGAGUCGCAAGGGCUCACUAGCCCUUGUCGAAGGUUACGCAGAACGUGCAAAUCGGCGUCCGUUGGUGCCGCUGAUGGUCGCCUGCCGUCGCCCAGGAGCAACCGUCAUCGCCGUCAGGCGGGGAACCGGCAGCUUCCGGCUGCUUCCGAUGGUUAACUACCUCGACGCACGGUCGGUGGUUGCUGCCGGUAACUAGCACCGCCAGCAAGUGCGAGAUGUAGCUGUUGGCCAGGCGCAGGGUUUCGAUCUUGGACAGUUUCCGAUUGAUCGGUUCGGUCGGUAUCAGCUGGCGAAGUGUAUGGAAGGCUGAGUUAACGCUGUGUGCCCGAGAGAGAGAGAGAGAGAGAGCGAGAGAGAGAGAGAGAGAGAGAGAGGGAUCGAGAUAAUGGAAGAGAAUUGGCGACUUAAGAUUUGCCGACACUUUCGUCGUAGGUCGGAGAGGAUCGAUCUACACUGGCCACCGGUCACAGAAUCUCGCGACUUACCUAUGCGUUCGGUAGCGUUCGCGAGCGUUAGCCUGCAGCCGUUGGUCCACGCCACCGGGCCCGAGGCCGCCGGUCCCGUCGCUACCGGCGUAAUCCACGGACAUCACCGCCGUCGUACUGGUGCGUCUGCUGUCGUUCCGGCUCAUUGCACAUUUGGAUGGGUGGCUAAGCGGAGAAAGUAAUCCGUACUCACGUGCGGCUCGACACUCACUGUCGCAUUGCGGCACUGCGGAGUCGCGGCGGCGUUCCGGGUGAAAAAGAAAAGGAGCGAAAAAACCGCGGACGUCUUAACCCUGGAGCACCGGACCGCCUGACGUGAGACCGACACCGGCGUGUAAUUGAACACCAGUUGGAAAACUAAUUAAGUCGUUAACGGGGCCGCAAUGAGCCUAGGGCCCGCCGGUAUAGGCGGCAUAUGUGGCCAUAUGCAACGGGUGCGCGUUUCGUUCCGUUCCGCUCCCGUUCCGAGUUUCGGGUACACUAGUGCAAAAUAAAUUGA
This is a messenger RNA of Anopheles cruzii, 5924 nucleotides long. RefSeq names its product sterol regulatory element-binding protein 2 (gene SREBP). Gene Ontology annotation, biological process: regulation of transcription by RNA polymerase II. The record is from RefSeq and is a predicted model, not a curated record. Gene Ontology annotation, molecular function: protein dimerization activity; RNA polymerase II cis-regulatory region sequence-specific DNA binding; DNA-binding transcription factor activity, RNA polymerase II-specific. Gene Ontology annotation, cellular component: nucleus. Lineage: Eukaryota; Metazoa; Arthropoda; Insecta; Diptera; Culicidae. The coding region runs from base 462 to 4097 and encodes 1211 amino acids. The transcript has 5 exons.